GGGAGAUCGUAUGAUCCAUUAUGGAGCAGAAGAGCCCUCUGACCGUUCUUAAUUGGUGUCAUGCUCACUCUGAUUCGCACGAGUUCAAGCAAAUCCCGAUACCGAAUCCCUACUAACCUUUUCCCUCCGGCCAACUUUGCGGGGCGAACGUUAUUCGGGGGCCUUUGCGACUAUGCAUGUAAUAUCGGCUGUCCUUUCCCAUUUGCUGCAACAACAGGGGCAACACACACAGCAGAAUAAUGAGUGCGAAAAGUACGAGGAAUGUCCGUGGCUAGCUGCGUCCCUGCAUGAGACUCUCCGAGUGGUCGCCCCAAACCGGUUUUUGGAAUUGGCUGCAGAGCCUACAAUCCCGUGCGCCACUGUCCACAGUGUCGCCGUCUAUAGCCGUGGGGUGUCGGUGUGGUAUACCUACAUCUCUAUUCUUACUAUGACCAACAGCAAUGUUAUAUUAAUGUCCAACCGAGAAAGUAAGAUAUGCUGCAAGAAUGGAAAGUCCGAAGAAAGAAGGGAGGGAAGGCUUUUCUUUUUUCACGAUGUCUACCCGAAAAAGGAGCCUGGUAAGCAGAUGUGUGCGUUCAUUCAAAUAACUCUAAUGUACAAGUCGAACUUCAUCAAUAUCUCGUCAUGAGAACCUAUCGGGUUUGACACGGGACGGAGUGGAGAGGAACAAGGCCGGUUACCAAUGAACCGACACAUAGGGGUGACUCUAGUUCUCCGAAUCCACGGUGUUCGCGAUGUCCAAGGGAGUCGAAAGCCCAACUCGGUCAACAGUGC
This is a messenger RNA of Aspergillus eucalypticola CBS 122712, 774 nucleotides long. RefSeq lists its product as uncharacterized. The transcript has a single exon. The record is from RefSeq and is a predicted model, not a curated record. NCBI's taxonomy places the organism in Eukaryota, Fungi, Ascomycota, Eurotiomycetes, Eurotiales, Aspergillaceae. The coding region runs from base 173 to 628 and encodes 151 amino acids.